Messenger RNA from Aspergillus pseudotamarii, 1665 nucleotides. RefSeq names its product fungal specific transcription factor domain-containing protein. Gene Ontology annotation, biological process: regulation of DNA-templated transcription. Gene Ontology annotation, molecular function: DNA-binding transcription factor activity, RNA polymerase II-specific; transcription cis-regulatory region binding. The coding region runs from base 1 to 1665 and encodes 554 amino acids. Lineage: Eukaryota; Fungi; Ascomycota; Eurotiomycetes; Eurotiales; Aspergillaceae. Gene Ontology annotation, cellular component: nucleus. The transcript has a single exon. The record is from RefSeq and is a predicted model, not a curated record.
AUGCCUACUUUACUCAAUGUGCCUAUCAGAUGGAAGCAGAAUAUAGAACAGAAAAUACAAGCGCUAGAAGCGGCCGUCAGUAGGAACGUGAAUAAUAAUAUACCCUUAGACCUCCCUCAGCAAAACGAGCAAGGAUUAGAGAAUGAGCCAUCCUCGGUGGGCGAGGAAGUAGUGGAAGGGAAUCAGCAAGAUACAACAAGUGAGCGUCCGGGCCGAUGGAGGAUUACCAUAGAUCUGGAAUCAAAUCCAGGUGCGCUCCCAGGCCACUAUCUUCUACGAGCAAAUUCCGUACCAGCCAACACCCCCACGGACUUUAUCGCUCGUGGUGUGAUAAGCACUGAGAAUGCACUGCGAUAUUUUGAUGAGUAUCAAAACCGACUGGAUCACUUCGUUUACCGGAUCCUGGGAGAUCAUAGCACGGCGACAUUGGGUCGCAUUAGAGAAGUUUCGCCGCUUUUAACAACCGCUAUCUGCGCAGUAGGUGCGUUGCAUUUUUCGUCUUCGGAUUUUGAAGUGCUGUACAAAGAAUUCGUCGCCCUAAGUGCACCGUUGAGCUUUUCAAGAAGGCAAACCGUCGAUGACGUCCGGGCGCUCUGCAUUGGUGCCUUUUGGCUCAGUGACCUUUCCUGGUCGUUAGUCGGUCUAACUGUACGAAUAACCGCGGAAUUACAAUUGCAUAAGAGUUUUUCGAAGGCUUUACAGGGAGACAGGAACCACUAUUCACGCGCACGGUUAUACCUGCUGGUCUAUGCUUGUUACCAUCACUUUUCCGUGCCAUAUGGCAGACCACCAAUGACUAGAGAAUGUGAGGCUGUGAGAGAUGUGCGGAAGUUCUUGGACUGCACCUAUGCUACUGAGGAUGAUGCACGACUGGUAAGCCAGGUCUUACGCUGGAGUAUAUGCACCAAUAUCUAUGACACUUUCGGUGCCGACGUCGAUCGGCUUCUUUCAGGUGCAGAUAUUUCCAACGUGCGACGGUUCAGCAUCGCUUUGGAUAGCCUUUGUGCUGAAUGGGGCGACAAAUUUAACCGAAACGCCCAUGUCGGGAACUACCCGCGCAAAGGUGUUGGAAUACAAUAUCAUUGUGCCAAGCUCUAUCUCUGCUCGCAUGCUUUGCGUGGUGCUGGAUCACGCCUUGCUAAAUCCCGAGCUCCUGAUGUGGUUCUGGAGUUGGAGGAAAUAGCAAACUCUGCGGUACUUUCCGCCGUAUCUAUCCUUCGCGCGGUGAUCUCAGAUCCCGAGAUUCAAUCAUACCCCAACGGCUUGCCGACAUAUUUUGAUAUUAUGAUCGCCUUUGCAGUGGUCUUUCUGCUCAAAGUAUCCACCCGAUUCUCUGCUACUGUUCAGCUUGAUAAUCAAGAAACUCAACGCUUAAUGCUAUCGCUAGUCACAGUUUUGAAGGGAGUGACAGCGAGCAUGCAUCCACAUCACCUCCUUGUCAGUAUAACCAAGGGCAUUGAUGAUCUCUUACAACGAAGUAGGAUGGCCUCUGACGCAGCUCAAGCUGUACCCAUGGAUCUACUGCAGCAGGAAGCACAGCAAAUUAUAUAUGAUCGCAAAACGCCGUAUGUAGGUUUCGGUCUUGAGACCGAUGGGAUAUUUGACCAGUACUUCAUGAGUGAAUUCGACUUUCUGUCGGGACAAGACCCAGAGUCUUUAAUAUGA